Salvia splendens (bonfire salvia) is the source of this 1857-nucleotide messenger RNA. Its product is annotated as protein indeterminate-domain 12. Lineage: Eukaryota; Viridiplantae; Streptophyta; Magnoliopsida; Lamiales; Lamiaceae. Gene Ontology annotation, molecular function: DNA-binding transcription factor activity. The record is from RefSeq and is a predicted model, not a curated record. The transcript is spliced from 4 exons. Gene Ontology annotation, cellular component: nucleus. Bases 383 to 1684 code for a protein of 433 amino acids.
UAUACCUUCUCAUCCACAUCCCUCUCUCUCUCUCUACUGUUUUCAUAUGUAUGGCUUCUAUCGAUUCUUGUUGGUUUUCUCAGCCACAGGCGAUGUUUUUAUUGUAAAAGCUAUAGGAUUUUUGGAGCUCUAGCAGUGGAAACUCAAUUUCAUAGGUUUUCGAAUCGAAUCGAAGAAGAAGAAGAAGAAUAGGAGACAUGGAUUUGCAGUGAUGAAGCUUUUGUGUUGACCUUUUUGCAAUAGGUUCCAUCAUAUCUUCACUUUUUUGUAAACCUUUUUUCCCCAAUUUAGGGUUUUCUUUAAUAUUUUCCAAAAGAAAAGCUGAACUUUCUUGACUUAUCAAAAGAUAGCUAUAUAAAAAAAAUACAAGAAAUAGAAAAUUAUGUUACAAGGCAUGGGAGGAGGAGUUGAUGAUUCUUUAUCGAAUUUAACUUCGGCGAUUUCAAAUGAGGCAAGCAUCAAUUCUAGCUCAAAUGGAGGUACAAUCCCACAGCAGCAUAUGUACAACCCUUCACAGCCUCCUCCUCCAAAAAAAAGAAGAAACCUACCUGGCAAUCCAGAUCCGGAGGCAGAGGUGGUGGCGCUGUCACCCGCGGCGCUGAUGGCGACGAACCGGUUCGUGUGCGAGAUCUGCAACAAGGGUUUCCAGCGGGACCAGAACCUGCAGCUGCACCGGCGGGGCCACAACUUGCCUUGGAAGCUGAAGCAGAGGAGCAACAAGGAGGUGGUGAAAAAGGUGUACAUUUGCCCCGAGCCGAGCUGUGUCCACCAUGACCCGGCUCGGGCGCUAGGGGAUCUCACGGGCAUCAAGAAGCACUUCUUUCGCAAGCACGGGGAGAAGAAGUGGAAGUGUGAGAAAUGCUCCAAGCGCUACGCGGUCCAAUCCGACUGGAAGGCCCACUCCAAGAUAUGCGGCACUCGUGAGUACCGAUGCGAUUGCGGUACCCUCUUUUCUAGGCGCGACAGUUUCAUCACGCACCGGGCCUUUUGCGACGCCUUAGCCGAAGAGAGCUCCAGAGCCAUCCCCCAAACAGGCCCUAUCCACCCCUUCCAAAACCCUAAUUUUCUCCAACUCAAGCAAGAAACCCUAAAUUUCACCCUCCCGCCGUGGCUCUCCCCACCCGACCCCUUCUCUCAAAACCCUAGCCCAGCCGCCUUCUCUGCUACAGGGCCGUCGUUGAUGUCAGCGACAACCCUGCUCCAAAAGGCGGCGCAGAUGGGAGUCACUAUGAGCGGUCAGGGCGGGAAAAUGCCCUACCAUGGGUCGGACCACGAGGACCAGAAUAUCUUCGUGGGCCAACCUAAUGGACAAGGAAUUUUUGCCAACACGUCCGCGGCUUCGACAGCUGUCUUGCCCCCACGUGACGAGUUUGUGCACGGGCUGGGCGCGUACGAGAAUAUGGUCAUGCCGUCGACGAGUGGGUUUCAAGGGUUUGAGGAUAGUUUCAAUGGGAUGUUCAAUGCCAAGAGGAAUGUGGAGAGCUUUCAACAAGAUGGGAAUCUUAUGGGGUUGAGGAAGGAGGGUGGCGGUGGCGGACGAGGCGGCGAGGAUGGGAAGACAAGGGAUUUUUUAGGGUUGAGGGCGUUUCCGCAUAGGGAUUUUAGCAAUAUGGCUGGGCUUGAUCAAAUGGGUAGUUCGUCUUCUUCGUUUGAUCAUCAAAACCAAGCACCAUGGCAAAGUUGAUCUAUGAUUUGAAUUUCUAUCUUCUUUUUUUAUGUGUCCCUAGCUAUUUUUUGAGGGAUUUUUGGUUGGUCUAUGUUGUUGUGUUAGUUUGAUCGAAUUUGAAGUUAACUCUUAAGAAGAGCUAAUUAAACAUCUUUCUUUAUUGCAAAUUUUAUAUGUUCUUGUUUUGUUUA